UUUACAUUGAGAUAGUAAUGGUCUUUGUUUUUCUCGCUAAAAGGCGACACGCUGCACUUCUGUCACUGUCAGCAGACGGACGAUACAGCGCCGAUUAGAGGAGCGACCAAGCAGUGUGUAUGUAUGUCUUUUGUUGAUUGGCUGAACCGUGGCCACUCUUCCCACAGCCUGCCGCUCACGGAGCUGCGCGCAGAUAUAUUGAGUGCACAGACUUGAGCCAGUCCAGUUUCACAGCCCGCCGCUACUCCCGAGGGCAGGACGAGGAAAUCUCCGAGCGGCUUUAUUUUCUGUUAAAGUAAAGCAGAGACCAUGGCUUCCCUCGCAUGCAGCAGUUGCAUGUGGAUGAUGGUUCUGGGCGUUUGUGUGUCACUUGUGGUUGGAACAGACUGCGGGAAGGAGUGUGCACUUUGCGUAUACCAUCUGCUGGGACAACAGUCUGGUUUCUCAUCAAUGACAUGCUCUCCUCAGUGUGAUGGUGGGUUGGACAGCCAGAAGCUGCGCCUGUGCCAGGACUUACUGCUGGAAGAGGAAGGCCGCAUCCCAAUGGAUGCUUACCCCAAUGAUCAGGGGGCGCAGGAAGCAGAAGGUACCCUGAACACUGAUGAUGAGUUUGCAAGAUCACCAGAACAACAAAUGUCCAAGAAGUAUGGUGGAUUCAUGAAACGCUAUGGUGGCUUCAUGUCUCGCCGCUCAUCCUCUACAGACGGCUCACUAGAGGAAACCAGAAACCAGAACGAUGAAGAAAACCUCCACCUGGACAUCCUAAAGUUCCUUAAUACAGAAAUUGGGCGUAGCAAUAAGGGGGUUGAUCAGGGAGGUGAGGUAGUAAAGAGGUACGGAGGUUUCAUGCGUCGGGCUGAAGGGGAGGUUGCGCAGGGUGACCUGCUAGAGGCAGUGUUGGGCCGAGGCCUCAAGAAACGCUACGGAGGCUUCAUGAGGCGUGUGGGUCGGCCCGAGUGGCUGGUGGACAGCAAGAAUGAAGGGGUGAUGAAGCGAGCUUCGGAGAACGGUGGCGAGCUACAGAAGAGAUACGGUGGCUUCAUGGACUAGGAGAGUGAUGACGCCCCAGUCCCUCACCCGUCCAACCUUACCAAGUAAUUACUGUUAUCAGAACUUUUUUGGUGUUCGUGUAAGUUGCCUGCCCACCUAUACUAAAUUAAAUCUCAUCUUCUUUUGCAUAAUGUGCCGAUCUUUGGUUUGACUGGUCAUGUAAUGAUAUCAAGAAAAAAUAUGAACAUGCACUGUUCAAAUGUACACAAGCUGUUAUUCGGUGUUUCUGUUUUUCAUGACAAUAUUAUUUAUUAAAAGAAUAUGUUGAUCAA
This is a messenger RNA of Neolamprologus brichardi, 1322 nucleotides long. RefSeq names its product proenkephalin-A-like. Gene Ontology annotation, biological process: neuropeptide signaling pathway; chemical synaptic transmission; sensory perception. Gene Ontology annotation, cellular component: dendrite; neuronal cell body; plasma membrane. The record is from RefSeq and is a predicted model, not a curated record. Lineage: Eukaryota; Metazoa; Chordata; Actinopteri; Cichliformes; Cichlidae. Gene Ontology annotation, molecular function: opioid receptor binding.